GAGGUUUCGGUACUCGAAGAGCUAACACACUCAGAAGCAGCAAAGCUAACAACAUCAGCAAUCCAACCACUGCAUCUUCCUCCUCUUUUCUUUGGACUUGGACGUGGGCUCAUCAUGCUCUUGGUGUAAUUCAUGAAUAAUUGAGAUUGUUAGCUUAUGAAUUAUUGAUAAUAUAAUAACUAUGGUUUCAAGGUUUGGAGUUAGCCACUGACCGGAUAGCAGUAGCACCCUUUUUUUCCUAUUUCAUUACGACUUUUUCGCGCCGCAUGCAUACACGAGACCCAUCAUCCUGUCUGACCCUCUUUGACCUUAUUUAUCCCCUCCUCUGUUCUCUCAUUAACUCCCUCCCUCCCUCUCUCUCUCUCUCUCUCUCUCCUCCGCUGGGUGGUCAUCAACGGCGGUUCAUUAACAGCUUAGCAGUGGCAGGCCUGCGUGUGGGAUUUCAAGGCAAAAGGGUCUUUAAAGACCCUGCAAGUACACCCAACUCUUUCCAGUUCCAACGCUUGCAGACACGUGAAUCCAUGCACCCCUUCCCAUCCCCUUCCACCACCUCCAACGACCACCAGUCGCAGCAGGAGCGCUUAAGUCGGCCAUAACCAUCGUGGGGGACGCGCGUGUGGUGUUCCAUGCUUUGCUAGACGUGCGUUGUGCUGAGCGAAAGCAAUGGCGAUAUGGGUAAUGCCUCGCAGAGCUCUUGAUAAUUUGGUUGCUGCGAUCCUCGUGCUUCUGGUGUUGUUCUGCGCGGUGGGACGUGGUGAGACGACCCUGAGAAUACUUCUGGAGGCCAAGGCUUCGUUCGUGGAAGAAGACCCGACGGUGCUGUCCGACUGGUCUCCGAGCAACCCGAAUUUCUGUACGUGGACUGGCGUGUCUUGUGAUCAGCUUCGACAACAACGGGUGGUGGCCCUCAACCUGUCGGCGUCCUCGCUGUCGGGGUCGAUACCGCCGUCCCUGGGCCGCCUGCGAAACCUGCUCCACCUCGACCUCUCCUCCAACAGCCUGACGGGACCGAUCCCACCUGCUCUCUCCAACCUCUCCUCCCUUGAAUCCCUCCUCCUCUUCUCCAACCAACUCUCCGGGGCCAUCCCUCCUCAGCUCGGCUCCCUCUCCUCCCUCCGCGUCCUCCGCCUCGGCGACAACCCUGCCCUCACCGGCCGCAUCCCUCCGUCCUUCGGCGGCCUCACGAGCCUCACUACUCUCGGCUUGGCCUCCUGCAGCCUCAUCGGCCCCAUCCCACCUCAGCUCGGACAGCUCCCACUGCUCCAGAACCUCAUCCUGCAGCAGAACCAGCUCACCGGCCCCAUCCCGUCCGAGCUGGGCAACUGCUCCAGCCUCACGCUAUUCGCCGCCGCGCAAAAUGGCCUCAACGGAUCCAUCCCGAGGGAAUUGGGCCGGCUUGGGAAUCUUGGGCUGCUGAACCUUGCGAACAACAGCCUGUCCGGGGAGAUUGAUGAGAUGAUUGGCGAGAUGACCGAGGUGCACUACUUGAACUUGCUGGGGAAUCAGCUGGAGGGUCCCAUCCCAAGAUCCCUGGCCCGCAUGCACAAGCUCCAGAAUCUGGAUUUGUCGUCGAACCGGCUCACCGGCGGCAUCCCGGCGGAGUUGGGGAGCUUGGGGGAGCUGGUUUACCUGGUUCUCUCCAACAACAACCUCUCCGGCGCCAUUCCCACCGCCUUGUGCUCCAACGCCACUCAUCUGGAGUACCUGAUCCUGGCUCAGGCCCAGCUCUCUGGUCCCAUUCCCCCGCAAUUGAGCAACUGCCGCGCUCUGAAGCAGCUCGACCUUUCCAACAACACACUCACCGGUGCCAUCCCCGUCGAGCUAUAUGAGUUGGUCCCCUUGACAGAUCUCUAUCUCCACAACAACAGCUUGGUGGGCUCCAUUUCUCCAUCCAUAGCAAAUCUCAGCAGCCUGCAGGCCCUGGCUCUGUACCACAACGAUCUGGAGGGGAGCCUGCCACGCGAGAUUGGGAUGCUUGGCGAGCUCCAGUUGCUGUAUCUCUACAACAACCGCUUGAGCGGGGAGAUCCCCAUGGAGAUAGGCAACUGCUCGUGCUUGCAAAUGAUCGAUUUCUUCGGAAAUCACUUCAGUGGGAGGAUACCUGACAGCAUUGGGAGGCUAGAUCAGCUUAAUCUCCUUCACUUGAGGCAGAAUGAGCUCGUAGGAGAAAUUCCCGCAGCUUUAGGCAACUGCCACCAACUAACCAUUCUGGACUUGGCAGACAAUGCUCUGUCUGGCGGUAUUCCCCCAACACUGGGGAGUCUCCUGGCAUUGGAGCAGCUCAUGCUCUAUAACAAUUCUCUCGCCGGUAAUCUUCCCGACUCUCUCAUCAAUCUAAGGAACCUGACCAGGGUCAACCUUUCCAACAAUAGAUUCAAUGGCAGCGUCUCUGCCUUGUGUAGCUCGCACUCUUUCCUUUCUUUCGAUGUCACGGAUAAUUCGUUUGAGCACGAAAUACCUCCCCAACUGGGUGAUUCGCCUUUCCUGGAAAGAGUCAGAUUAGGUAACAAUCGAUACAACGGGAGUAUCCCGUGGACGUUGGGGAAGAUCCGUGGGCUCUUGUUGCUUGACCUAUCAGGAAAUUUGCUCACCGGAACGGUUCCUGUUCAGCUCUCCUUGUGCAAGAAAUUGACCCACCUUGAUCUAAACAAUAACCUUCUCUCCGGGCCAGUCCCGUCGUGGCUUGGGAGCUUGCCUCAGUUGGGCGAACUUAAGCUUUCGAGGAACAGCUUCACUGGCCCCGUUCCUCCACAGCUAUCUGAAUGUUCCAAGCUGUUGGUGCUAUCUCUUGACGGAAACUCACUGAAUGGCACUCUCCCUGCCGAAAUUGGUGAUCUUGCCUCACUCAAUGUCCUCAACCUCGACCGCAACCAACUCUCUGGGCCUAUCCCUUCAUCCAUAGGGGAGUUAGGCAAGCUUUAUGAGCUUCGACUCUCGGAAAACAACUUCACUGGUGAAAUUCCCGUAGAACUUGGACACCUCCAGAAUCUCCAAAGCAUCCUUGAUCUGAGCCAUAACAAUCUCAGUGGCCAAAUCCCACCCUCUAUAGCCACGCUGUCAAAACUCGAGGCACUCGAUCUAUCUCACAAUCAGCUGUUUGGAGAAAUUCCUUUGGAAGUUGGCGAAAUGAGCAGCUUGGGCAAGCUUGACCUCUCUUACAACAAGCUUCAGGGCAAACUCGGGGAGCACUUUUCACGGUGGCCAGCUCAGACAUUCCAAGGGAACCUGCAUCUUUGCGGGAGUCCUCUUGUCCCAUGCAACAGCUUCAUAUCUGGCAACCAGCGUCAGUCAGGUCUGAGUGGAUCCACAGUCAUGAUCAUCUCAGCAGUGUCGACCUCGGCAGCUGUUGCCCUUCUGGUUGUUGGUAUUGCCCUGUUCUUGAAGCACAGGAAAGAGGAGCUCAAAAGCUUCAACGAAGUGAACUGCAUGUCCUCUACCAGUUCUUCCCAGGCGAAUCGGAGAUUACUCUUCCACCAGGGUGCUGCCAAGCAAGACUAUAGAUGGGAAGAUAUUAUGGAAGCCACCAACAACCUUAGUGAUGAGUUCAUGAUUGGUUCGGGGGGAUCCGGUAAAAUCUACAGGGCUGAGAUGCCUACCGGGGAAACGGUGGCAGUUAAGAAGAUAUUGUGGAGGGAAGAUCUCCUAUCGAAUAGGAGCUUCGUCAGCGAAAUCAAGACGCUGGGCAGGGUAAGGCACAGGCACCUAGUGAAACUGAUGGGCUACUGCAGCAACAAAGCAGCAGGUUCCAAUCUGUUAAUUUAUGAGUACAUGGAGAAUGGAAGUCUAUGGGAUUGGUUGCACCAGAAGCCAUCGAAUUGUAAGAAGCAGAGGAGCCUCGAUUGGGAAGCAAGGUUACGCAUAGCACUGGGUUUAGCUCAAGGCGUGGAGUACCUGCAUCAUGACUGUGCUCCGAAGAUCGUUCACAGGGAUAUCAAAUCUAGCAAUUUGUUGCUGGACUCUAACAUGGAGGCACACCUAGGUGAUUUUGGGCUCGCGAAAUCCCUUGUGGAGAAUUCCGAAUCCCUAGACACCGAGUCCAAUUCGCGGUUCGCGGGGUCGUAUGGCUACAUUGCUCCAGAGUAUGCAUACUCCAUGAAGGCAACUGAGAAAAGUGAUGUUUACAGCAUGGGAAUUGUGCUGAUGGAGCUCGUGAGCGGGAAAAUGCCAACGGAUGAAUCGUUCGGUUUAGACGUGGACAUGGUCAGAUGGGUGGAGACACAUAUUGAGAUGCAAGGUUCGGCUCAGGAAGAGUUGAUAGACCCCGCAUUGAGGCCGCUCUUAGCCAGGGAAGAGAAUGCAGCUUUUCAAGUUCUCGAAAUUGCACUCCAGUGCACGAAAACUGCCCCACAAGAGAGGCCAUCAUCCAGGCAGGCGUGCGAUCUCCUUUUCCACAUAUUCAACAACAGGAUGACGGAUUUGGAGAAGACAAGUCUCAAUCCCUACACGUAAAUUAAGCCUCUUCUAAAUGAUUGAUGAAGGUUGUGGAUCGUGUAGCCGUAAGAACUUCUUGGAGUUAGAUUUUUCUUGUUGACAAA
Molecule: messenger RNA, 4535 nt
Organism: Syzygium oleosum
Lineage: Eukaryota; Viridiplantae; Streptophyta; Magnoliopsida; Myrtales; Myrtaceae
Product: LRR receptor-like serine/threonine-protein kinase GSO1
Exons: 2
Coding region: 664-4449 (1261 amino acids)
Biological process (GO): protein phosphorylation
Molecular function (GO): protein binding; ATP binding; protein kinase activity
Source: RefSeq, a predicted model, not a curated record